This is a messenger RNA of Eimeria acervulina, 600 nucleotides long. RefSeq lists its product as hypothetical. The record is from RefSeq and is a predicted model, not a curated record. Gene Ontology annotation, cellular component: ribonucleoprotein complex; nucleus; cytoplasm. Bases 1 to 600 code for a protein of 199 amino acids. Lineage: Eukaryota; Apicomplexa; Conoidasida; Eucoccidiorida; Eimeriidae. The transcript is spliced from 4 exons. Gene Ontology annotation, molecular function: RNA helicase activity; RNA binding.
AUGCAGGAGUAUGAAAAGAGGGGACAGCUGAUGUCGUUGUUGCGACGUAUUAUGGAUGGCUCGAAGAUUUUAGUCUUCGCUGAGACCAAAAGAGGUGCUGAUAACUUAACUCGCGACCUGCGAAUGGAGGGCUGGCCUGCGCUGUCUCUGCACGGAGACAAAAAGCAAGAAGAAAGAACGUGGGUCUUAGACGAAUUCAAACAAGGUAGAAACCCUAUCAUGGUUGCGACGGACGUGGCUUCUCGCGGUUUGGACGUGAAAGACAUUCGGCAUGUUAUUAAUUUUGAUAUGCCAAAUCAAAUCGAAGACUACGUACACCGCAUUGGUCGUACAGGAAGAGCUGGAGCAAAGGGGAAUGCUUACACAUUCUUUACAACAGACAAGCAGCGUCUUGCGCGAGACUUGGUGAGAGUUUUAAAAGAAGCGAAUCAAACUGUCCCGCCUGAAUUAGAAGCCCUUGUGGGGUAUGGAGGAGACAGUGGAGGUGGGGGUAGGUGGGGAUCCAGGGGAGGAGGGCCCAGAGGAGGGGGCUUCAGGGGGGGCCCCUAUUCGCGCCCUGGGGGCCCCAAUGGCAUGCCUUUAGGCCCUGCUCGCUUCUAA